AUGGACCUUGUGACAGCUGGCAUCGGCCCCGCUGCCUCGGCCGCCGACCUUGAUGUGGAGGCGCAGGGCAUGGACGAGCUGCUCAGGCUGGCUUCUGGGGACUCUGAGCUCUGGUCUCUCAUGCAGGACCUGAGUGACUCCCUGUCAGACAAUGAGGACUCCCCCGCCUCAGCCCCACCUGCUGGAGCCACCGCUGCUAGCCCUGCCGCUGCGGACGCCCCGCAGGACUCGCGCUCAUCGGCGGUCCAUGCUUGCGACAUCAGCAGCGGCGGCAGCGCCAACACGCUGGAGCAGGCGUGCCCCACCCCCGCCACCGCCGCCGCCACCGCCGCUGGCCCGGCCGCCCUCGCCGCCGACGCCUGGUGCCUGAUGGCGGUGAAUGAUUCCAACCUCAACACGUGGCCCCAGCCAGCCGCACCUGCGCUGACCCACGAAAUGCUGCUCGCGGCCUCCCAGAGCUUUGGGCCAGCGGAGCUCCUGGCCCCUGGCGCGCCAGCGGCGCAUCCUUUCCAGGCUGCCGGCUGGGCCCCGCCGCCGCAGUGGCAGCAGCCGCAGCAGCCGGGCCAGGCACAGCUGGGGCAGUCCCAGCAGGUGGGGCCGCUGCAGCAGUGGCAGGCCGAGCAGAGCGCCGGGCAGCCUGCCGUGAGGUUGCUGUCACACACCACCAACGCCACCCCCGGUCCGUGUGGCCCACAAGAUGCAUCGGCGCUGCAGCGGCAGCGCAGCGAGGCGCUCGCUGCAGCGCUGCACGGCUCCCGCGCGCUGCUGCCGGCCCUGCGCUCGGCAAUGGCUGCGCGGCAGCGGCGCGGCGGCGGCGGCGCUGCGGCGGUGCCGCGCCGCAGCUCUGCGGGCGAGCCGGCGUCAGCGGCGCAGGCUCCCGGCGCGCCUCAGCAGCUGCCGCUGCCGAACAUCAAGACGAUUGCGCAGCAGUGCACCGCCUUUCCUCCGGCCGCAGCGGCCGUGGCUAUGCCCGCGACUGCCGCCGCGGCAGCCGCCGAGCUCGCAGCAUUCGCCGAGCAGCUGCGCGCGUCUCUGCCGGGAGACGGCGCCGCAUCAGCACCCCCGACGCACCACCCUUGGGCGCCUACCAGCUGUGACCACUCUGCGCUUGCCUCGCAGCAGGACACCUGGGCCCCAACACCGUCACCGUCGCCCGUGUCAGUGCCGGGCGCGAUGCCGCUGUCGGGCCACCCGCUGCAGACCCACUGUCCGGGUCGCGCUGAAAGCCUGCCAAACCUCGGCUACCACGACUCCAUAUUUGACAGCGUGCCUACGGCUGUGGCAUCAGGCCCUAUGCUUGACAAUGUUAGCCAGCCGCUGCUGCUGCGGCUGCCCGGGGCUUCCAGCUGGCAGCAGGACAGCCGGGGCCCCCAGAGCAGGCAGCAGCACGGAGGCAACCCGCCGCACGCAGCAGCGGGAGAGUGGGCGCCAUCCCAUUCGUUCAGCCAGGAGCGCCCCGCUCGGCCGCUUCAAGACCUACCCCGCCUGCAGGCGCAGGAGCAGCUGCUGGUGUGGAGCGCCGGCGUCGCCCUGCCACCGCCGCCACGGCGCGCACCCCCUGCGGGCCCUGCGACGGCCGGCCGCGGCAAAAGGCGAAGCCUGGAGCCGGAGGAGGCCGUGGCCAGCGCCUCAGCCAAGUGCAGUGCUCGCAGCCAGGGCGCAGCCCGCCGCGGCAGCACCCGCGGCGGGUCCGAGGCCCCAGCCACCAAAGAGCAGCGCCGCAAGGCGCCACGCGUUACGAUUGUCAGCGGCAGCGGCGGCGCGGCGGACGCAGGGGUGCCGGGGCCGCGGCAGGGCGCCCCAUGGGCUGCGGCGGAGGCACCAUCAAUGGGCCGCCUGCUGAUGGCCUCUGGUUGGGCGCCCAACCGCAGCCCCACCAGGCCCCGGGGCGGCUCCGCGCCGCCAUGCGCUGUGCUUGAGCUUCAGGGCAGCCUGGGCAGGUCGGGCAUUGAAGCAGCCUUGUUGUGUGGAAGCAGCCUGUGA
Molecule: messenger RNA, 1983 nt
Organism: Monoraphidium neglectum
Lineage: Eukaryota; Viridiplantae; Chlorophyta; Chlorophyceae; Sphaeropleales; Selenastraceae
Exons: 3
Coding region: 1-1983 (660 amino acids)
Source: RefSeq, a predicted model, not a curated record